Messenger RNA from Sarcophilus harrisii (Tasmanian devil), 4009 nucleotides. RefSeq names its product NADPH oxidase 4 (gene NOX4). Gene Ontology annotation, cellular component: plasma membrane; NADPH oxidase complex. The record is from RefSeq and is a predicted model, not a curated record. Lineage: Eukaryota; Metazoa; Chordata; Mammalia; Dasyuromorphia; Dasyuridae. The transcript has 18 exons. Bases 630 to 2366 code for a protein of 578 amino acids. Gene Ontology annotation, molecular function: superoxide-generating NAD(P)H oxidase activity. Gene Ontology annotation, biological process: defense response; superoxide anion generation.
GAGGGUAGAGGGGGAACCAAGCUGUCCCCACCAUUUAUUGUCUUUAGCAUCUUCACCAUUGUUAUUUUGGAACUCCCGAGGCUAGGUCUGAGUCAAGUAAAGGGACGCCUUCUGGUUCCCCGCCUGGGACAUUUAGAGCAGGAACAGCAAGAGCGAGACCCUAGACAAAGGGGUCCGGGCGCUUCCGUGCAGGGAGGAAGGGAGAGACCGAGAGGAAGGAGGGAGCUCCGGCGGUUGCCACGCCACUGUUGCUCCUGCUUCUGCAGCUAAGACAGACUGAGAUCCUGCCUCGGAGAAAAAGUGAGAGCAGGCAGAGCCGAGCGGGCCAAGCGGAGAAUCCAAGGGAAGCCAAGACCGGGAGGUCAAGCAGGCAAGAAGGCAAGCUGGCUAGAGGAGCAGCCUCCCCGGGAGUCCAGGCGGCGGAAGAAGCGAGAUAAAGGCUUUGAUCCAAUCAGAGACUAGAUCUGCGCUGGGCUCCAACUCCCCGCCUCCCUCUACCCCCACCCGGCUUGUCUUUAUUCUUCCCUUUCUCCCACUCCCCCUCCCCCUCACACAACUGCAACAGCUGCAAAAACUGCUGUCGGUGAGCACUCAGGUCCUUUCGCUGGGCUGGCCUGGGGGGCUGCAGCAUGGCUUUAUCGUGGAGGAGCUGGUUAGCAAACGAAGGGGUUAAACACCUCUGCCUGCUAAUCUGGCUCUCUCUCAAUGUCCUCCUUUUCUGGAAAACCUUCCUGCUAUAUAAUCAAGGACCAGAGUAUUAUUAUCUCCACCAGAUGUUAGGGCUAGGAUUGUGUCUAAGCAGAGCUUCAGCAUCAGUUCUCAACUUCAACUGCAGUCUUAUUCUUUUACCGAUGUGCCGGACAUUGUUGGCCUUCCUGCGUGGCUCCCAGAAGGUUGCAAGCAGAAGAACAAGAAGGCUCUUAGAUAAAAGUAGAACUUUCCACAUAACCUGUGGUAUUACCAUCUGCAUCUUUUCAGGAGUCCAUGUUGCUGCCCAUCUGGUGAAUGCCCUGAACUUCUCCGUGAAUUACAAUGAAAAUUUCCUUGAAAUAAAUGCAGCAAGAUAUCGGGAUGAGGAUCCCAGGAAACUUCUCUUCACCACUGUUCCUGGAUUGACAGGGGUCUGCAUGGUGUUGGUGUUAUUCCUCAUGAUUACAGCUUCCACAUAUGCCAUUCGGGUUUCUAAUUAUGACAUCUUCUGGUAUACACAUAAUCUCUUCUUCGUCUUCUACGUAUUGCUGAUGCUGCAUGUUUCAGGAGGGCUCCUGAAAUAUCAAACUAAUCUCGAUGCACACCCUCCUGGCUGCCUCAGUCCUAAUAGAACUCGCCAACUGAAUAUUCCCCUGCCAGAAUAUUUCUCGGAGCACGUUCCUGAACCCUUCCCUGGAGGAUUUGUAAAUUCCGAGCUGUUUAUACAGAACAAGUUUGUGAAAAUCUGUGCAGAGGAGCCCAAGUUCCAAGCAAAUUUUCCUCAGACUUGGCUUUGGAUUUCAUUACCAUUGUGCCUCUAUUGUGCUGAAAGACUUUACAGGUGUAUUAGAAGUAAUAAGCCUGUGACAAUCAUUUCAGUAAUCAGCCAUCCAUCAGAUGUCAUGGAAGUUCGAAUGAUCAAGGAAAACUUUAAAGCCAGACCUGGCCAAUAUAUUAUUCUUCACUGUCCAAGAGUGUCUGCACUAGAAAACCAUCCAUUUACUCUCACAAUGUGCCCAACUCCCACAAAAGCAAUAUUUGGGGUUCAUCUGAAAAUAGUUGGAGACUGGACAGAAAGAUUUCGAGAUUUGCUUCUCCCUCCAUCUGGACAAGAUUCAGAGAUUCUGCCCUUCAUCCAGCCAAGGAAUUAUCCCAAGCUGUACAUCGAUGGACCUUUUGGGAGUCCCUUUGAGGAAUCGUUGAAUUAUGAGGUCAGCUUGUGUGUGGCUGGAGGCAUCGGAGUGACUCCUUUUGCAUCAAUACUCAACACAUUGCUGGAUGAUUGGAGACCAUACAAGCUCAGAAGACUGUACUUCAUCUGGGUGUGCAGAGAUAUCCAAUCCUUUCAUUGGUUUGCAGAUUUACUCUGUGUGCUGCAUAACAAGCUUUGGCAGGAGAACCGACCUGACUACGUGAACAUCCAGCUGUACCUCAGUCAAACAGAUGGAAUACAGAAAAUAAUUGGUGAAAAGUAUCAGGCACUGAAUUCUAGACUUUUUAUUGGAAGACCUCAAUGGAAACUUCUCUUUGAUGAAAUAGCCAAAUGUAACAGAGGGAAAACAGUUGGUGUUUUCUGCUGUGGGCCCAGUUCAAUUUCCAAGACUCUUCAUCAACUAAGUAACCAGAACAAUGCUUAUGGGACAAGAUUUGAAUACAAUAAGGAAUCGUUCAGCUGAAAGCACUUGGGGACAUACAGGGACAAGGAUGGACACUUCAAAAGGAUCUAGUGCAAUUUUUGAGACUUUUAAAGUCAGCCAUAGUCAACAGAUAACAAGUGCCCAAGAAUAAUGAGGUUUUCUUAUUUAUGAUUAUUUAAAAUGGAAAUGUAGGGGAGAUGGCAAGAUGAUAGUCCAUCCAUAUUAUAGGUUUAAUCUGGGAACCCAAGAGGAUCAGCAAAAUGUGGACUACCAUGAUUUGGUGUUCAAUGCUUACAUUAAAAAGAAAGCCAGUAGAUGCACAUUGUUGAUUUUAUGGCUAAUUGAAGAGCUUCCCACUGCAUGGCUGAACUUUCUCUGUAUGAGGCUGAUUGCCUCUGUUAUCCUUCAGUUAUUUUUGGUUGAACAGGUUCUACAUUGAUCAAAAUUAAAAAUGCAUAUAUCAAGUCUCAUACUACCUUCUUUGCUUUUCAUACAAAAAAUAGCUUUAAUUUGAAAAAAUCCAUGCAAAUGUAUUAUACUUUACACACAGUAACUUAGGACUCUAUUGAUACGGGUAUUCCAUCAACAUCUUUACUACUGAUGCUGAUACCUCCACUUAAUGCCUACAAUUUCUAGACUCUGGGAUGAAAGUUUGUGUGAGUAUGGAUAUGGGAAUAUAUAUUUUUAUGUUUUAAUGUUAAACUUUCCUUCAAUUCAAAGAUUUAUAUUGUUCCCUGAUAGAGGCUAAACCAAAUGCCUAAUCUUCAUAGGCCUAUCCUUAAUUUUUUUGGUCUUUGAAGAAAAGCAAAUAAAUACUAGCGUGAGAAUCAGAGAAUCUUUAACCAUCAAUUAGCUAUAUGGUCGUUUCAAAAUCAUUUGACUUCUUUGGACCUGUUUCUUCAUUUGUAAAUUAAGGAAGGGAAUUGGUAUGGAUGGCAUCAGCAAUUCACUCUUAAAAUUUCAUGAAUUUAUACUUUAAAAAAAAAAAAUUGGGAGGGAUAGGGUGCUGUGUCUAAUCUACACAGUCAUAGGUGACUGUCACUCCCUUCCUCUAAGCCUUUCUGUUCUUUGCAGUUUCUUAUGGUAGAACUCUUAAAAAUUUACUUACUAAUAUUCACUUGGAGAAUAAAAGAGUUCACUUCUGUUUUUAGCCUCCACAGAAAUAAGAUAAUCCUGGUCAUUCCUUGGCUGGGGAGCUCUCUGAGAUCACUGAAAGUACAGUCACUUUACACAAGCAGGAAGUACCUAUUAUAUCACUAACUAUACCACUAACAUUUUGGGAUUUAACUACGGCAUAAAGAAUCAAAUAUUACAGGUUAACAGAGCUAAUAAGUCCAAUAUUAAAGGUGUUAUCUUUCCAGCAUCUAAUAUUUUGUGUCUCAGCAGUGAUAAAUAUUCUCAAAAAUAUUCUCAAUUUUUUCCUCCUACUACUGUUUUUUUUUUUUUUUAAACUAUUACUGAGACUCCAGUUAAGGGACCAUGGAAUUCUUAGCUCAGAAAGGGAUAGGUUUGUUUCACUGCAAAAUCAAAUCUGUGCUAUUUAAAUGUGUGUAUAGCUUUCAAAUACUCACAAAUCUGGUGCAAUGGUAUAAUCAGGAGGGCUUGGCAUGCAUGUUCCAUGACAUAAUUCGAUGUCAUUCAAUAAACAUUUUUGAAAUAUGCUGAAGAUACAAAGAUUAAAA